Molecule: messenger RNA, 4345 nt
Organism: Cephus cinctus (wheat stem sawfly)
Lineage: Eukaryota; Metazoa; Arthropoda; Insecta; Hymenoptera; Cephidae
Gene: rig
Product: gem-associated protein 5
Exons: 5
Coding region: 278-4270 (1330 amino acids)
Molecular function (GO): protein binding
Source: RefSeq, a predicted model, not a curated record
AUUAUUGUAUUCUUUGAUGAUUACUGUGUAUUUCCUGUUUUGCUAAGUAAAGUUUUGUAGCCACAAAAAUAGAUAAGUGCAGAUAAGUGUCAAGAUAUCAUAUUUGAAUCACAUUCACGUUGUACAUACGAAUGACAAUGAAUACAUACAUAUACCGGCGACAUGUGCGACAAGGAAACUAAGUAACCUUUGAUAGCCGGUGUGCAUCAGCGAAAUCUACUAUAUUAAUUUGUUAGAUAAGUAAUAUUUUAAUCAAGGAAUUUAUUAGCGAUUAAUCAUGAAUGAAGUGACUUUUCCACCCUCACCAAAUUGGUAUCUCAGUAGUAUUUUGGCCUGUUCUAAUAAUGGCACAGUUGCAUGGGGAUCAAGAAACGCUAUUGUUAUAGCAAAGGCUAGUCAGGAUGGAAAGAUUUUUAAGUACAAUAUCAUUCCAAAUGCUCAUCUGGACAGAGUUACAUCUGUAGCAUUUUCGCCAAAAUUUGGAGAACCUGACAACAAUUUCUUAGUAUCUGGUGGUGACGAGUAUAUUGCCAGGAUAUGGAAUUUGGAUACAUGUAACGCUCAUAUGGCAUAUAGUUAUCCAGACAAUAAACAGAAGAUUAUAGGAGUACAGUGGUCAGUAUCUGAUCCAACGAUGAUAUGCUGUAUUACCACAGAAGGCUCAUUGAUACUUUGGUACAUUACUCAUGGAGGUUCAAAGAAAAUUUCCUUAGGGAAAUUGACAGCAACUUGUCUUUCUUGCUGCCCGCAUAAUUCUAAUAUUGUAGCUGUGGGUACUAAGAUUGGUCUAGUGUACAUCAUAGACAUACGUGGUUCAGGCACUAUAAUGUAUAAGCUUAGAGGGCACGAUGUAGAAAUAGCAAGCCUGUCCUGGUGUCCAACAGAUAUAAAUAUAUUUAAUACAGGAGCAAAGGAUUUACUUCUGGCUUCUGGUGCAAAGGAUCGAUCCAUAUUUAUCUGGAAAGCUGGAAGCGAUGGGCGAUAUGAAACAGAAAUCAUCCUUCCUACUGGACCAAUGGAUUCACAACGUCACAGAAGUAAAUUAGGUACAGCAUCCGGUGGCUGGACCACUGUAUGUUGGGUCGAUCCCAACCGCCUCCUUAGUAGUUCUUCUUGGGGAGAACUCAUCUCCUGGAAGUUAUCUGCGGCAACAAAAAAAAAACCAACCUGUGAGUUGAUUCACGCCUCUCAUGCAAGAGGACUAUUUUGCAUCGCUCACAUUCCAAGUGUCAAAAGUAGCGAAGAUGAAUCUUGGAGAUCAGAAAAUAGUGUUACUGUAUGGACUCUAGCUCAAGAUCGACAAGUCGUAUGCUGCAAAAUCACUGGAAGUAAAUUCGAAGUGGUGUACAGUGUACCUACUCAGGGUGGCUAUGUAUAUUGUAUCGCUGCCUGCCCUUUGGAUACUUCCAGGAUUGCGUUUGGUGCCGGAGACGCUAUGUUACGUUUAUGGAACCUAAGUGAACCCCAUGAAAAUUUCUUUGACGUUACUCAACUCUGGCAAAAGAUCAAAGGAAAAGUUCGUUGCAUAUCCUGGCAUCCUGAGAAAGAGAAUUGGUUGGCAUUUGCCACUGGGGAAGGUCGUGUUGGAGUGUUUGAUACAAAUUCUUCCAAACCUCCAGUACUUUACAGACAGUAUCAUAGACACACUGUUUACACCCUGGGCUGGGGACCUGCACCAAAGAGUGAACAUUUUGUCUUAUACUCCUGCGGAGACACAGAAUUAGUUUACUAUGAUCCAGAAAAGCCUAACAAGGAUCCUGUGUGUGUCAGGAAAAAGGAAUGUACUGAAUUCUCAUGGAAACCAGACUAUUCCUGCUUGGCUAUAGGAUUCGAGGAUGGGUCUCUCACGUUCCUUAACCGUGAUCUUGUAGAGUACGGAAGAUCAACCUACUUCUUGAAGAAGGCUAUCCAGUGUGUGGCAUGGCAUCCGGGGAGUACAGCCACAGACUUCAACUUCUCACCCUUACAGCAUUACCUUGCAGUUGCUGUAAACUCACCGACUAUUACCAUAUUCGAUGUCCAGGAUCUUGCUAUAGAAUCAUCCACGAAUAAUACCGCGGAAAGAGUACCAAAGCUUGUAGCAGUUUUAAAUGGUCAUACCGCUAAAGUAGUCAGUCUUGCUUGGAGUCCACAUAUCAGUGGGUAUCUCGUAUCUGGCAGCUAUGACAAUACAGCUCAAGUAUGGAAAGUAGAAAGUCAGGAAUUGCUAGGAACUUACACAGGACAUACAAAUCCUGUACAUUGUUGUAUGUGGAGCCCACUUGAUCCUGACCUGAUAAUAACGGGCUCUGCUGACUUUACAUUACGUAUAUGGCGACUUUCUGAACAGCCGGUGAUCCAGGCUGUCGAGAAGACUGCGCAAAAGAAAGUACGUACAAAGAAGUCAAAGCACAAGACUAAUACGUCACAAAAAGAGCACAGUACUGAUAUUAUGGAUACCAGUGUUCAAAGUGACACCCUGGAUAAUAGUACAGUAAAUGGUAUGGAGACGAUUAAGAAUAUAAAAGAUCAGCAAAUCCUGACAGAAGUAAAAUCUAUCAAUACGGUUGAAACAAAAAAGAGAAAGUCAAAAUCGUAUACGUACUUCACAAGUACUACAAAAUUAUUGAACAAUAAGAGUACCCUGAGUUCUAUAAGAGACCUUGCAAAGUAUGUUCAUGCAAGUGAGAAGGAUGGCAAAUCUACCAUGGAAGUUUGUUUAGAGGAAACUAAUAAAUUUCCAUCAUUCUUCGGUGGCGAUGAUGAUCUUACCAACAUAUUGGAGAAGGAGAAAUCGGUACAUGCAUCGCAGGGACAGCACAAUAUGGUUACAGAAAUGGACAUUUGGACCAAUAAUCUUAAGCACAAUUUGCAGGAGGCUGUGAAAGAAAAACGCUUGAAUGAUUAUCUCGUAUCUCUGGCACCAUGUUUGUCUAUGAAAACUUGGCAAGAUAUGUGCGAAGCUUAUGCAUCACAGCUCAUCUUCGAGAACAAUCCUAACAAGGCUGUAUCAUAUCUCUUGUGUACUCAUAAGAUUCAUCGUGCUAUCGAAGUGUUUAAGGAUUCAAAGAUGUUCAGGGAGGCAUAUGUUCUUGCUAGAUGUAAACUAAGUCCUGAAGAUCCUCUUCUGGUAAAAUUACUCGAAGAAUGGGCUGAGAAUACCGUAAAGGAGGGCUACUUCGAGGAAGCUGUACGAUGUUACAUUAAGCUUGGCGAUUUCUCCAAAGCUGCCAAGUAUCUUGGACGACGUAAGGAUUUGGCUAGUUUACAAGUGGCUGCUGAGCUUGCACUUUUAGCGGGUGAUCAGAUAUUUAGUGACUCCUUGGCAGAAGAAUCUGUCACUGAAGCUCUUUUAAACUCGGACUGUGCUACUGCUCGUGGGAUACUUGAACAAUUUUCGGGAAUCAAAUAUCGAGAGGUUCAAAUAGAUGCAUUUGAGGAGGUAGCGAAGGUUCUACGGAGUGGAAAUGAAUUGAAUAAGGUGGAGGACUGGCUUAAUGGCAAGGUUCAGUAUGACCUUUUACUUCAUUUAAGCAACAGGUAUUCUACUUCGAGUGAUAAUUAUGAAAACUUAGCUAGAAUUGUUUCCAAAACAGUUCCGGAAAACGAAGCACAAUUACGAGUUAAUAUCAGUCAUGAAAUUUCAUUGGCUAUUACUUCAAAUUCCAUGGAAAAUAAACUCAGGCAUUUGGUAACUGCUUUGAGUAUAAUUUCUCAAUUCGAGAUAACGCAUCCUUCAAAGAAUUUAGAGAAUUAUGAAAGCCUUCUUAUGAAAAUGCUUGCACAUUUGGAAUCUAAAAGUCCUACGAAUACAGACAGUAUAUUUACUAUAACUGUACACACAGUAACCAAGAGCUUAAGAGCUUAUUUGUGUCUUGGACUGUUAAACUGGUUGGUUAACAUUCAUAAUAAGACUCCUAUGGAUGAGAUUGAUGAAUCAUCGAUUACUUUGAUUGAAAAUCUUCUUGUGGAUGUACUUGAUCAAAGAACAGUAAAGUUUUGGACCAUGACCAAUGAAAUCAAUAAGCUUGAGGCUUUGCUUACUUCUAAUAUGGGUAAGUCAUUGACUAAUGGCACUGAGAAUACACAGGAAAGCACAACAGUUCUUAUGGAAAGACUCGAGAGUAUUAGAGCGGAACGUAAGAGUUUUCUCGAGGAAAGAAUUGCAGCACCAAGUCCUAUACUGGCAUAUAGCAAAGCAAUGGAAUUGGCAAGCAAGUUACAAGACAUCAAUACUAAAGAGAGAUUUGAUCGAGUUUUGUCCGAUACCUGGAAAGAGGCUACUUCUUAGAUUUGAUCUAUUCUAUUUUUUUUUUUGGUUUCAUGAAUAAGAAAAUACUGAGAAUAUAGGUUUUAAUUUUUUUUA